AUGUCUGCCUAAAUCUAAGUAUGUUUAGACACGUUAGCUUUUGAUUAAAUCGAAGAAAUAAUAUCGAUCAACGGAUAACCUUCAGUUUAACUAAUUGUAUAUACACCCUUUAGUUAAUAUUGCUUCAAAAGUCAAAAGCCAAUUAAGGAAUUCUACGACUACGUAUAACAUAUGCAGAAAAAUGGAUUCAUGUUGUUAAGUUUGGAUAAGGCUUAAAUUGAUUUGCUCCAAACUGUGAAGGAUAAAUAAAAAACCAUCAUUGCAAUAAAUAAAUUAAUAAGUGAACUAUUGUACAGAAGAGAUCUCAAUACAAAACAGAAAACCAUCAAUUUAUUGGGAUUGAAUUAAAAGAUUGAAGUUUACUCCUAAAUUAAGGCCUUGAUUCCCAACAUUGUCAUGGGUUUCAAAAUUACUGAAUCUAAUCUUACUGUAUCGUAAUUCAUUAUCGUCAACUAAUUCUUAAUUGUCACUUUGGAGAAUCAGAGUUAAUUCUAAAAGUUUGGCAAAAUCUGGAAUUUGAUUGAACCUGAAAUUAUGGGGCAGAUGAUAGUAUUUUUAAUUGGAAACACGACUCCAUUUCAAAAAAUAUUUGAUAAAUAUUAUAGUAUCAAAUUAUUUUGUGUGGAAAAUAUCCAUGAUAAGCUGAUUGUAGGUACAUGUUAAGGGUCAUUGAUUUUAUACUAAAUAACUGAAAACUCCAUUUAAGAAAAAGCUAUAAUUUAGGUUCUAACAUCACCGAUAUACAGAAUCCAUCAUUUUAAUUAAGAAGUUUAUCUUGUAACAGAUAGCCAAGUUAAAAUUUUGGAUGAAGAGAAUUUUUAAUUGAUUGGAGGUGGAAGUCUGAAGAAUAGAUUGUAAACAGCAUGGAUUACUUGCUUAAACUUCGAGGAGAAAUAAAAGCUAUUAUUUUUAGGUAACAAUAAGGUUAUUGUAGGGACUUCAUAGGGUUUUAUACUGGUAUAUAAAAGGACUGAAAAGUUAGAGUUUUUAAAUUAAAUAAAUUUUAAUGUCAAUACUUCAAUUAAAUCAAUUCAAUUAAUCGAUAAUUAUCUUUAUCCAUGUACUGAAUAUGGAGUUGCAAUUAUACAAAUGAAAUAUAAAGACAACAAAUUCUAAUAUCAAGAGAAAACAGCAUUUGCAAGCUAGUUGAAGUUGGUUGGAUUCAAAAAAACAGAAACUUCAGUUUAUGGAUUUACUUAAUGUGGUUUAAUAGUUUAAUGGAACCCAGAAAAUGGUUAAAUGAAUUAGGCUUACAGAAUAGAUAAAGAAUGCUCAUUUGGAUUGGAGUAAAAUAAUUAAACAUUUAUUGUUACAAAUGAAUAAAUGAUUCAUAUAGUUAAUUUUUAAUGA
This is a messenger RNA of Paramecium tetraurelia, 1350 nucleotides long. RefSeq lists its product as uncharacterized. The record is from RefSeq and is a predicted model, not a curated record. The transcript is spliced from 5 exons. Lineage: Eukaryota; Ciliophora; Oligohymenophorea; Peniculida; Parameciidae. Gene Ontology annotation, molecular function: protein binding.